Molecule: messenger RNA, 2513 nt
Organism: Exophiala viscosa
Lineage: Eukaryota; Fungi; Ascomycota; Eurotiomycetes; Chaetothyriales; Herpotrichiellaceae
Exons: 1
Coding region: 194-2446 (750 amino acids)
Biological process (GO): positive regulation of transcription from RNA polymerase II promoter by galactose; DNA-templated transcription
Cellular component (GO): nucleus
Molecular function (GO): RNA polymerase II cis-regulatory region sequence-specific DNA binding; DNA-binding transcription factor activity, RNA polymerase II-specific; zinc ion binding
Source: RefSeq, a predicted model, not a curated record
AAAGAACUGCCCACUUCCGAAGUUCUCCAGGCACUCCAGGUAACCACCAGACUUUCCCCAAUUUCACCCAGCCUCAGCAAGGUGCUACAUCCGGUUUGACCACGACAACCCUUUUUCCGGCUACACUGUCUGAAAGUAUCGGCAACACACCAGCGAGAACCAAUAGCGCACAGUCUCUAGGUUCUUUGAUGUAAUGCCUCGCCCCCGGGUCAAGGACGAAGACCGGAAGCGAGUAGCACGUGCUUGUGACACCUGCAAGAGGCGUAAGGAAAAGUGCGAUGGCCAGCAACCAUGCCUUUUAUGUAAGCGACGAGGCCGAGAGCCUGAGUGUGUCUUCUCGGAGGAAUCUUCCCGAAGAGGGUCACAUCGCAAGGACAGGUCGUCCCUGUCGCAACCCAUGACUCUUAUGGACGCACUGAACGACUCCAACGAUGCAGAGAUCGCCAUAGAGUCACUGCUGACGUUGUCCGGGUCAAGAAGCGCCCCAAAGUCGCCGCAAUAUGACAAAUAUCAAGACGAUCUAAUCUCGAGAGCGCCGGUACCAAAACUCGCCAGGCUCCUACGUGACGGCCGUGGCAAAUUCAUCUUUGUCGGAGAUUCCAGCAACUUGGCAUUCGUACAGAACAUCCGGCGCCUCGUGAAGAUGGAGAUUGGAGAAUGCCAAAUGACCUCGGAUCCUUUACGCCAUGCCAUGUGCGAGGUCAUACCGCCUCACAAGACUCCCUCGCUAUCCCAGACCCAGCAGCCGAAACCGGAUGAAGCCGAAGCACGAGAACUUGUCAAACACUAUUUGCUGGCAUCCAGUGGCGUGAUAGAUCUUUUCGACCCGGACGAGAUCACAGAUCAUCUCUGCGCCUGGACCCGUGAGCCAGCUACCGAGACCGACUUCAACAGUUCAAUUUACUAUCUAAUAAUGGCAGUUGGGGCCUUGACACGCACUGCUGACGACCUGGAUCAGGCCGAAUUCUACUUUUUGCGUGGUCGAGAAAUUGGCGUUUCUAGUUUCCUGGAGGAUCCCAGUGUCCUGACCAUUCAGGCUUAUGCUUUGAUCGCCUUUUACAUGUUGACUGCCACUCGCCGGAAUGGCGCCUUCAUGUUGCUUGGAAUAGCUGUUCGGGCAGCGUACGCCCUGGGCCUGCACAGAAGUGACAUCUCGAAGCUCUUUGAGCCCCGAGAAAGACUGGCCCGCGAACGGGUAUGGAAAAGCCUGCGUGUGCUCGAUUUGUACAUGAGUGGCUCGCUUGGCCGACCGCCAGCGACUUCGGAAGUGGACGGUGGGAGCGUGUCGUGGAACAAGUCUACCAGAGACUAUGAAGGCAUCCAGAUGAACGGGCGCAAUACCUCGGCCACAUUAAGGAUCUGCUUCAUCUUCGAACGAAUAUUGAACGAGGUCUACUGUCGCCGCGAGGUUUCGGUACAACUCGUCGAAAGCAUAUCUAGGCAAUAUCGAGAUUGGACGAUACAGUUACCGGCAGGCCUGCAAGCUGAUAGUCUGGACCAAAAGGCCGGUUCCACUGCACCAACACUGCGGCAGACCAUCGGGAUUGCUCAUCUCAAGGGCGCAUACUAUUGGUCAAUCAUUCUAUUGACGAGGCCUUUCCUUAUCUUCAAGGUUUCGUCGAAAAUCAAAGGCCGCGCAGACGAGGAAGAUGGGGCCGGAAAUUCGGUGACCAUGACGCUGAGUGAAGCUUGCAUCGACGCGGCAUUGAGAGGUAUCGAGAUUGCAACGGACCUCGUCCACACUCUGGGCGUCCCAAAAAGACUCUUCAUGAUCACCAACAGCGUUUUCAUCUCCGCCAUAGUAAUCGGCUUCGCAAUAUUUGGGGACUUUGACAAGUCUUUUCCUUUGCUCAGCAGCAUUGCUCAAGCGGAGUCCAUCUUGACACUCAUGGCGAAGGAUGACUUGUCCGCACGUCGGCAGGAUGAGAUUACCCGGUCUUUGCAUCUAGCCGCCAUUGAACAUAUCAAGAGACGGGAUCAGCUGCAAAUGCAGAAGCGUCGCCAAGACAUUCACAACAUCUUCGGGGAUCCCAUCAAUAAGAACAACAGUGCAAAGUCGACGAGGCCGAACACAGGCAGCCAUACUCCAUCUGAGACUGCAAUGCCCGAGACGCCCGCUCAAAACAGCGGCUUGGAGGGCUUCAAUGUUUCGGAACCCGCCCAGGGUCCAGCACCACCCUGGCAGCUGCGAUUUGACAUGCCACCGGAGAGUCGUGGGCCGGUGCUAACGACUUCUGGCGCGUUGGCCUACAAUGACGAGGACUCUGGAGAAGCUCUCCCAGCACUGCCACGGGCAGAAUUUGGACACUUGCCUGGAGCAGAUAACUUCUCGCCAGAUGGUUCAGGGAUCCCGAGCCUGUCAUCGUAUGCUGAGGAGUUUCCACUCUUUUCUUUGAUGACCGAGUUUGACCAGCUGCCGGAUCCAUUCAGCAUGACCGGGACUUGAUUGGCACAGUCGUCGCGGGUCCAUUCCCAUGAAAGAGCCCUACGCCUGCGGUGAGCAGACUAACAUA